Molecule: messenger RNA, 971 nt
Organism: Rotaria socialis
Lineage: Eukaryota; Metazoa; Rotifera; Eurotatoria; Philodinida; Philodinidae
Source: the annotation of a GenBank genome assembly
UUAAAGAUAAUGCCCGAUCGAUCUUUCAAAUAUAUUCAUUAUGUUUUUGAAAUGGUUUAUUUAAGGAUUACGAAGUAACUCUGUGAGUUUCGCUGAGAACGAUUUAAUGAUUUCUUGAAAAAAUGAGUCAGUUAGAUUCUUUACUUCUAGGUAAUAAUUUUAAAUUUAUUAACAAAACAAAUAGGAAAACUUUCUUAAUUUAGAUCGAAGUAUAUUGGUAGCUAAUCGUGCAAUUGUGUUUCAUAUCAUAGUGGUAUCGAGAUGAAAAUCAGAAUAGCGCAAAGUGAUUUUUCGUUGACAGAGUUCUUUUUCGAAAUCUGUGUUCAAAGUCACAGUUUGCUCGUUUACUGAGUAUGAAUAUUUCGCGCCAUAUUUAUUUGAUUUCUGUUGUAGAAUUUAUGGAAUUGUAACUAGGUAGCAACAGUAAAAUAUCCUAUCAAUGAAAAACAUUGAAUGCCAGACUCGAUUUGAAGAGCGACAACUUGUUUUCAUUUCAAAAUAUACAGUGAGUGGAUCAAUUUAUUCACCUCCAUUGUAUUCAUCACCAACUGACUACAAGAAACGAGCUCGACUUUAAUUAAAUGAGCAGGCAACUGCUAGACGUACACUUAUGUCACUGCUUUUUUGUUCAAAUGCGUAGACUAGCAAAAUGAUACGAUUUUUAAGUUUCUCUAGAAUUGCAAAAUCACAUAAAUGUUAAAUCGAAUAGUUUGCAAAGACUAAGCUCAGAAAUUAAUAUUUCUAGUGGUACAGCUAAAUUGUUUUUAUUGGCGAUGAUCCAACAAAAGUCUACUCCAUAUGUUCGCGAUGAUACAAUAUUUAUUAAAAUCAUGGUUGAUGUUGGUGAUAUGUCAAAGGCCUCGAUCCAUAUCCAACAAUUAUUGAUUAAAAAAGAAGUAAUGCCAUCACAACAAUCAAUUGAAACUGACUUCGACAAAGAUCAUUUCAAUGGUCAGCAAAGUUCCACUUGA